AUGAUCUCCGCCGUGUCCAGCCCGUGGCUCACGCAGCUCUCGCACUUCUGCGACGUUGCAGCCUUCGCGGCCGGCAGCCUGAGCGGCCUGGGGGCGGCGGGGGGCUUCGCGGGCGCCGCCUCGCCGGGCGCCGACCCGUACGGCCCGCGCGAGCCCCCGCCGCCGCCGCCGCCGCCGCCGCCGCCGCGCUACGAGCCCUGCGCCGCCGCCGCCGCCGCCCCCGGCGCCCCGGGCCCGCCGCACGCCUACCCGUUCGCGCCGGUCGCCGGGGCCGCCGGCAGCGCCGCCGCCGAGCCCGAGGGCCCCGGGGCCCCCCGCGCGGCCGCCGCCAAGGCGCCGGUGAAGAAGAACGCGAAGGUGGCCGGCGUGAGCGUGCAGCUGGAGAUGAAGGCGCUGUGGGACGAGUUCAACCAGCUGGGCACCGAGAUGAUCGUCACCAAGGCCGGCAGGCGCAUGUUCCCCACCUUCCAAGUGAAGCUCUUCGGCAUGGACCCCGUGGCCGACUACAUGCUGCUCAUGGACUUCGUGCCCGUGGACGACAAGCGCUACCGGUACGCCUUCCACAGCUCGUCCUGGCUGGUGGCUGGGAAGGCGGACCCCGCCACGCCGGGCCGCGUGCACUACCACCCGGACUCGCCGGCCAAGGGAGCUCAGUGGAUGAAGCAGAUUGUGUCCUUCGACAAGCUCAAGCUGACCAACAACCUGCUGGACGACAACGGCCACAUCAUCCUGAACUCCAUGCACAGAUACCAGCCGCGCUUCCACGUGGUGUACGUGGACCCGCGCAAAGACAGCGAGAAGUACGCCGAGGAGAACUUCAAGACGUUCGUGUUCGAGGAGACACGCUUCACCGCGGUCACUGCCUACCAGAACCACCGGAUCACGCAGCUCAAGAUCGCCAGUAACCCUUUUGCCAAAGGCUUCCGAGACUGCGACCCCGAGGACUGGCCCCGGAACCAUCGGCCCGGCGCGCUGCCGCUCAUGAGCGCCUUUGCGCGCUCGCGGAACCCCGUGGCCCCCGCCGCGCAGCCCAGCGGCGCGGAGAAAGAGGCGGCCGAGGCGCGGCGAGCCUUCGAGCGCGACGCGGGCGGCCCGGCCGUGCUCGCGGACCCGGCGCACCCGCCGCCGCUGCUGGCGCGGGUGCUGAGCCCCGCGCUGCCCGGCGCCCCCGGAGGCCGGCCCAGCCCCCCGCACCCCGAGCUGCGCCUGGAGGCGCCCGGCGCGUCGGAGCCGCUGCACCAUCACCCCUACAAGUACCCGGCCGCCGCCUACGACCCCUACCUCGGGGCCAAGAGCCGGCCGGCGCCCUACCCGCUGCCCGGCCUGCGCGGCCACGGCUUCCACGCGCACCCGCACCCGCACCACCACCCCGCCGUGAGCCCCGCCGCCGCGGCCGCCGCCGCCGCCGCCGCCGCCGCCGCCGCCGCGGGCAUGUACUCGUCGGCCGGGGCCGCGCCGCCCGGCUCCUACGACUACUGCUCCAGAUAGUGCGGGCGCCCGCCCGGCCCGGGACCCCCCGCCAGCCGCAGGGCUGGCCCAGGACCCGCUCCCCGGCCCGGUCCGCGCCGCCCGCGCCGGAAGGAAGCGCUAUUUAUUGUUCUCGGCGAGACCGCGACAUCCCCCCGGCCGGGCCGGCAGCCGCCGCGUAGACGACCCGAGAGCGCGCCCGCGGGCGCUGUAGAUACGUGUAGAUAUUUGUAGAUAACUGUGCACAGCGAGCCGCCGCCGUCUCCAUAAACGGU
Messenger RNA from Hippopotamus amphibius kiboko, 1742 nucleotides. RefSeq names its product T-box transcription factor 1 (gene TBX1). Gene Ontology annotation, biological process: regulation of transcription by RNA polymerase II; cell fate specification; positive regulation of DNA-templated transcription. NCBI's taxonomy places the organism in Eukaryota, Metazoa, Chordata, Mammalia, Artiodactyla, Hippopotamidae. The record is from RefSeq and is a predicted model, not a curated record. Gene Ontology annotation, molecular function: RNA polymerase II cis-regulatory region sequence-specific DNA binding; DNA-binding transcription factor activity, RNA polymerase II-specific. Bases 1 to 1488 code for a protein of 495 amino acids. The transcript has 7 exons. Gene Ontology annotation, cellular component: nucleus.